AUGCUCCGCGUGCACGUAUGCCGUGGUGUCUGGGCGCUGCACGUAUGCCGUGGUGUCUGGGCGCUGCACAUCCCUCCCCGUCGCUCCCUUUCUUUCCACUACCAUCCCCCGUCUCACCUCACGUCCCCAUUUUUCCUUUCCACCCUCGUCUCCUCUCGUCAACCCAUCUCCUCCCGUCAACCCAUCUCCUCCCAUCCCACACCCCUCUUUCUAAAAGACGCUGAGAGGGCCCCAUGGUGGAGCAAGCUAGUGGGUGUGGAGCGGUGGAGAGCGGUGCUGCACGAUGCGUCCUUCAUUCUCUGUCCGCAGCGUGCCAUGGGGCGAUGCUGUGGCUGCCUGUACCUGCAGGAGAACCAGGUCUUAAAGUACUGUCUGCUCCGCCUUGACUCGGCAAUCUUCAACGCGCCGCCUGCCGAACCUCUUGCCGACCCUGUCACCGAGCCUGCCGCCCUGCCGUUCACAGCCACGGGCAAGCUCACCUACUCGCACGGCAUGCACCUCAAAUACGCCUGCGGCGGCAGCAGCGGAAGCGGCAGUGGCAGUGACGGGGGGACCGGGGGAAUGCUUUCCAAAGCUGAGGGCGAUGGCGCAGGUGCUGCUGCUGCCUAA
Closterium sp. Naga37s-1 is the source of this 609-nucleotide messenger RNA. NCBI's taxonomy places the organism in Eukaryota, Viridiplantae, Streptophyta, Zygnematophyceae, Desmidiales, Closteriaceae. The record is from the annotation of a GenBank genome assembly.